AUGACUGACGCCUCUGCCGCCUCGCCUUCGUCUACUCCAGGUUCUACCAAAUCCAAGUCCAAUGAUGAUGCCGACGCCGCCCCAAACAGUGCCGACUCAUCGUCGACUAGUAGUGCUCCCUCAGCCAACAUACACAUGCGAUGCCUCAUCGUCACCCAGGACGCCUCGAUCAUCAUCGGUAAGGGCGGGUCUCAUGUAAAUGAGAUCAGAGAGAAAAGCGGCGCUCGUGUCGUCGUUUCCGAAAGCAUACCCGGGAACCCCGAGCGUAUCCUUAAUGUCAGCGGGCCUCUUGAUGCUGUCUCAAAGGCCUUUGGACUCAUCGUGCGGAGGAUUAACGACGAACCAUUUGAUACGCCGUCGGUCCCUGGUAGCCGAGCUGUGACUAUCAAGUUUAUGAUUCCCAACUCCAGAAUGGGGUCAGUGAUAGGCAAGCAGGGAUCCAAAAUUAAGGAAAUACAGGAUGCCAGCGGGGCACGCCUUAACGCGAGUGAAGGGAUGCUCCCUGGAUCCACUGAGCGAGUCCUCAGUGUUGCCGGGGUCGCUGACGCCAUCCACAUAGCAACCUACUACAUCGGCACUAUAUUGAUCGAAGCCCAAGAACGCAUGCCGUCUGCCUCCAAUUCUUCCUACCGACCUACCAGUCAUUCUCGUCGGCCAUACAGUGGGUCGUCAUACGUGCCAGGGUACUCGAACCCAUACUCCCCGCCGUCCCAUCACAACCCUCCACAGCAGAUGCAGACACAGCAGAUAUACAUCCCCAAUGAUUUCGUCGGCUGUAUCAUUGGCAAAGGUGGCAGCAAGAUCAACGAGAUCAGGCAUAUGAGCGCCAGCCAGAUCAAGAUCAUGGAACCUGGAGCUGUUGGGGUUGGUCCGGGAAUACCAGCUGCGUCGCCAGGCGCGGAGGGAGAGCGCUUGGUUGUCAUCACUGGCCAGCCAUCCAAUAUACAGAUGGCUGUACAACUGCUUUAUCAUCGCUUGGAGCAAGAGAAGCAAAAGCAACUUCGUGCUCAGUCAUCUUCAUGA
This is a messenger RNA of Guyanagaster necrorhizus, 1023 nucleotides long. RefSeq names its product eukaryotic type KH-domain (KH-domain type I). Gene Ontology annotation, molecular function: RNA binding. The transcript has 4 exons. Bases 1 to 1023 code for a protein of 340 amino acids. Lineage: Eukaryota; Fungi; Basidiomycota; Agaricomycetes; Agaricales; Physalacriaceae. The record is from RefSeq and is a predicted model, not a curated record.